AGAUCGACUGUAAAGUCAGACGUGUAUCUUCCUUCCAGUCAAACAGGAAGUUUCCUACCAAACAGCUGAAUGAUGAACAGUCCCACGAACCAGCGCUUGAUUGUUUCUCGUUUGUCUGAGAUAAUUAACGUAUGAAUUCACAAGAGGAUGUCAACCGACUUCGAGUUAAACUUCGAGAAUCAUCGACAGUAUCCUGUGAUGGACGGUGAGACCGGCACCAUCUCCAUCGACCAGGGAGGAGAGUGGGACAUUAGCCUGUUUGAUGAGCUCGACAACCUCGGAGAUGCAGAUGAGCUGCUUGAGGCUCUGGAGAAUGCCGGCUAUGUCAGCGAGGUUCCGGACCUGGACUUUGACAUCGACAUACCGUCAUGGAAUACAGUGGACACAGGCAGCACCUGCACAGAUGGUGAGGUGAGCGUGGACUCUCUGUCACCUGCCCACACUCUGAGCUCCGUCCCCUCCCCUUCCUCUGUGGAAGCCCUGUCCCCGUACUCCUUACAGGAUGAGGCCCUGUCCCCACAGUCGCAGCUCUCUCCUGUUUCAUUCUGCUCGGAGUCCAGCGGCUUUUCUGGGAUUGCUCCCCCAACUAAGAAAGCUCCAAAGAGGAGCAGCCAGACCACACGAGCCAAACAAGCUCAGCCAAUCAAGAGGCCAAUUCAGACGGGCCCGAAAGUUUCCAUCCAACCCAAACCGCUGAUUACAGCUGUGCCCUUGGCUCAUGCAGCAGCUCCCCUGCAGACCAAGACAAUCAUCAUCCAGCCCCUUCAGACCACCAUGCUGCCUGUGGUCAAACCAACUCCAGUCAGCAUCCAACCAGCGCCCCCUCCAGGAUGUCCCAUAGUGCUGCCUCAGCCGAGCCAGGUGCUUCAUAUCCAGGCUCCGCAGGCUGUCACCAGCAACGUGGUCACCAGCAACGUGGUCACCAUGCCAACGCUCAGACAGGACAGGCCUGUCCCUGUCCCGGCUCCUCCAUUGGUCUCUGUCGCACUUCGAAGCCCUUCGUCGGACGACGAUUCCAAGAUUUCCCAGAGGCAGCAACGCAUGAUAAAGAACCGCGAGUCAGCUACCCUUUCUCGGAAAAAGAAGAAGGAGUAUCUGCUGUCGCUGGAAGCUCGCCUGAAAGUGGCAUUGUCUGAGAAUCAGGCGCUCAAGUGUGAGAAUGGCAACCUCAAGAAACAGCUGGAGGACAUGUUGAGUGAGAACACAGUACUAUCUGCAAAGGUCCCCAAGAGGAGAGCCGUGUGUCUCAUGGCGGUGCUGGUGUUCCUCAUGCUCAACGUUGGACCAAUGAGUCUGUUUCAGGGCAGCUCCAAGCAUGAAGUUUAUUCCCCACAGCCCAGCGGCAGACACCUGUUGGGUUUCUCCUCAGAGCCAGACACAGAGGCCAUGAUGGGCUCCGAUCCCCUCAGUGAUGGCCCCUCUGAGAUUGCCGACAGCGCUGAGGAUAAGGCUCUGAUGGUGGUGAAGGACCCCAUCUUCCUCAGACCACCUCCUCCCUGCCAGCCUCCUGUAAACAGGACCAAGUGCUUAGAGUUGGCCCAUGAGCUGAGGGGUUGGGUCCACCGUCAUGAAGUGCAGCAGACCAAAUCCAGGCGCAUGAGUAACAGCAAUCACAAACCCACCAGGACCAUUCUGAAAACGGAGAAUAAGGAGGCCGAGAGUGCCCAGAUUGUGACCGUCCAAUACACAGAUACUACAGAGGAAAACAGGAAUCAUGGCAACGAGCUGCAGGUAUACUACGCACCUCAUCACACCUACAGCGACUUCUUUGAUGAGAUCAAUCGUCGUGGCGACACUUUCUAUGUCGUGUCUUUCCGAAGGGAUCAUCUUCUACUUCCUGCCACCAGCCACAACAAAGGAAGUCGACCCAAGAUGUCUGUGGUGUUGCCAGCCAUGAACAUAAAUGACAGCAUCAUCAGGGAAGACAAGUACGAGGUGAUGAUGCAGAUUGACUGUGAAGUAACGGACACCAGGAUCCUCCACAUCAGGUCCUCCACCAUUCCACCUGUGCUCAGGGUCAACCGCACGGACACGUUUUAUCAGCACUCCCAGACUGACAGCCAGGCCCCACCGCCCGUCGGCGUUCUAAUGGGGUCUGCGUAAGGUCACCAUCAGCACCUCUGUUAUUUUUAUCUCUUCAACAAGACUCACGAAGACAAACGGAGCAAAAAGACCACAAUCAACACUUUUGUUUUUAUUUGUAUGUGAUGAAGUGUAUUUUACAUGUUGUGCUCCCACUGACUUCACGAUUGUGCUAUAGAUUUGAAUGAAUCCAGUCAACAUAAUUCAAAGCAAGUUUAAAACGUAGGCACCAGUCAGCUACAUUCUUCAUUCGGGCUGAUAUCCGGAGGUAGUCUGCAGCUCCUUGUGUGGCAAAACUGACUUCUCCCUGUAACCCCAGACGCCCCACAUAAGGGUAAUUGCUUAGCGGCAGGAGGCCGAGCAUUGAACCCUGAGUCACCCCAUCAUAACACAAAUACUUUCACCCCAUAGCAGCGCUCCUCCAGUCUGCACUCUCUUUUUUAUUUCUGUUGUUGUUGUUGAUUUUAGAACAAGCUACAAAGCCAGAGGAGUAAAAAAGAAAAUGAUUAUACACUCAAGAUCAAUCUUGUAGGGAAUUUUCCUAACUAAAGUCAGAGAAAGACAUUUGUGAUAUCAGUGUUUACAAGCACGGCAAAUUCUGUGGUUGUAUUGACACAAGAUGAGAGCGCUGUAAUCGUCUCUCUUACUCAGUCAUCUGUUAGCUUCUAACUAAAGCAAGUUUUACGAGCGAUGGAGUAAGAGAUGCCAGAUUGAUUAGAUGCAGCACUUCUAAUUCAGUGAACUCAGGAAGUCAGGUGAUCCGUGAAGGCUAGCAGGCUGACCGAUAUGUUGUCAGCUGGUUUUCAUUAAAUUCAGGAUUUCAGGUGCUCUGUUUUUUGUUGUUUUUUUUUCGCACUGUAUUGAUGAAGAAUUUAAGUUUUGUUGGUCUUUGCACUGUGCUUCUCAGAUUCAGAUAUAUAUUUAUUUGUAGUAAACAAACUCCUGUGGUGUGACCCGUUUCACUACUUUGUUUUUAUUUUCUGUGUCUGAUUUCACUUUGUUGGAACUGUUUAUUUUAAUUGACUACAGAAAAUCUAAAUGACAUAAUGUGUAUACAGUAAAAAAUGGUGGAUUGGAAGGAAACAAAGAGGAAAUGUUAGUGCUGGGAGAUUUCUUUAGUGUCUGUUGAAUGGCUGGACAUUCAGAUUUGAUCUUUGGAAAUAAAAUGUUAUCUUCUCUGCUGUUGAUGUUUGACAUCUGUUGAAAAAAUAUUGAGUCUUGACUUUGCCGUCUGUUGGUUAAAGUGCACUUCUAAUCGGUGCACUUAAUCAUGUAUUGAUUUUUUUUUUUUUUAACUGUGACGGAGCUAAAUUAUCGGCAAGAUUUUAGUACCAAUUAUUUG
Messenger RNA from Acanthopagrus latus (yellowfin seabream), 3424 nucleotides. RefSeq names its product activating transcription factor 6 (gene atf6). Lineage: Eukaryota; Metazoa; Chordata; Actinopteri; Spariformes; Sparidae. The transcript is spliced from 16 exons. The record is from RefSeq and is a predicted model, not a curated record. The coding region runs from base 148 to 2103 and encodes 651 amino acids. Gene Ontology annotation, molecular function: RNA polymerase II cis-regulatory region sequence-specific DNA binding; DNA-binding transcription factor activity, RNA polymerase II-specific. Gene Ontology annotation, biological process: endoplasmic reticulum unfolded protein response; regulation of transcription by RNA polymerase II. Gene Ontology annotation, cellular component: nucleus.